Rotaria socialis is the source of this 1623-nucleotide messenger RNA. Lineage: Eukaryota; Metazoa; Rotifera; Eurotatoria; Philodinida; Philodinidae. The record is from the annotation of a GenBank genome assembly.
AUGACUGUUAGUUGGGAAGUGCUCAAGCAUAUCCCACUCUGGUUAUACCACUUUCGUAACUAUGGUCUUUGGGAUCAAUUAUUAGCAGUCGAAUGGAUUUAUGAAAAUGCACAUUUAUUUGGUGGAGACCCUAAUCGAAUAACUCUAGCUGGUCAUUCAGCAGGCGCUGGAAAUGUUAUGUUAAUCCCGGCAAGUCGAUAUUCUCGUGGUAUGAUACGGCGUGUUAUAUCACAAUCGGGUACUGGCUUAGCUCCGUGGAGUAUAAAUCGUACUCCGAUGAAAUUACUUGAUCGUUUCGCGCAAGAUCUUUGUUGUAAUCGUUCAAAUGGAAAAGACUCGAUUGAUUGCAUUAAUACAUUAUUAGAACACAAUGUUCAAGAUAUUUAUCAGCUUCAAAUCAGUCUUACCAUCGCUGAUGACAAUCCAUAUCCUGUUAUUGAUAAUGAUUUUAUAAAUGAUACGAUUGAGAACAUUCUGCAAAGUGAUAUGUUUAAAAAUAUUGAUUUUUUAACAGGGGUUACAUUAAACGAAGGCCUCUAUUUUGCUGAAUACCAUGUAAAACAUUUCUAUAAUGAACUACAACAUCAAACACAUCCAAUGAAUAAAUCUUCAUUCAAGAAAAAAUGUCCAAGUAUUCCUUCGACUUCAACUAAUACAAUAUCACCGGAUACUCAAUUGGAAGAACGACAAACGACAAAAAUGAAAUAUGUAACUGAGGAAACGAUGGAUAGUGAACGACAACAAACUGAAAAUGAAUUAGCAGCAAAUAAUGAUUUAUAUACGUAUCUGGAAUAUUUUACUACGUUAAAUUAUAUUGAGCAAUAUAUUGAUGCAAAUUUUCAAAAUGGAAAAUGUUUUAUUGAUGAAGUCAAAAAGAAAUAUGAAUUACCAGCUAAAGGAAAUUCAACACAUCGAUUAAAACUUUUCAUUGAUCUGGUUUCUGAUUUAAUGUUUAACUUUCAUAUGGUUCAUUGUUUAAAUUCACUUGCUAAAGUACCGAAUAGAAAUGCAUCAAGUUAUGCAUAUGUUUAUUCACAUCGGCCCACAUCGAGAGUACAAAGUGCAUAUCGUGAUCAAGUCAAACUAUUACCACAAGCUAUUGGACAUUUCGCUGAAUUAGAUUAUGUUUUUGGUGUUCCAUUAGCGAAUAAUUACUCUCGCAUACAUCAAAAUGUGAAUAAAAAGUAUUAUAAUUAUUCAGCUGACGAGGAAAAUUUUAGUCGACACUUAAUUCAUUAUUGGUCGAAUUUUAUCAAGACUGGAGAUCCAAAUAAAGGUUCAUUUUCUAUUGAUACAUUUGAUAUUCAAUGGAAACCAUAUACAACAGACGAACAUAAUUAUUUAUAUUUUCAUAUGAAUUUUGUUCAUCUCGAAUAUAAUUAUUUUGAUGAAAUGUAUAAUUUUUGGCUUGGCUGUUUUCAAAUUGAAUCUCGUGGUAAUUGCCAAAAAAUUAAAAUUAGACAAUAUUUCAUAUCAUUUAUAUUCUUAUCGAUUUUUCUCUUAACUCUUCUAAUUUUUUUUAUACUAUGGAAAUAUUGUCAAAAGAAAAAAGCUGGACGUUUAUUUUCUCAUCGAUCACCAGCAGCAGCUUUAGUCCCAUAUUCUAAUAGUGUAUCAACAUAG